Messenger RNA from Cooperia oncophora, 423 nucleotides. NCBI's taxonomy places the organism in Eukaryota, Metazoa, Nematoda, Chromadorea, Rhabditida, Trichostrongylidae. The record is from the annotation of a GenBank genome assembly.
AUGGCUAACCUACUCUUACUUUUGAUUUACUGGUUUCCAGAUCAUUACCAUGCACUGGCACGAUGUUUGGAACUGGCAUGGCGAGCUGGUCACGUCGACCAAGCUGACAAGUACUUGAGAAAAGCGCUCGAGAAUAACCCACGAGCUUCUGUCGACGCUGGCUAUAAUUACUGCAAAGGACUCCAUGAAUGGUACUCAGGCGAGCCGAAUGCAGCCUUACAGGCGUUCAAUCGAGCCCGACGAGAUCUGGAAUGGGGUGAACGUGCGCUAUACAACAUGAUUGAAAUCGUGCUAAAUCCGGAUAACGAGAUAAUUGGAGGCGAAGUGCUCGACAAAGCUGAUGACAGAGGUGAUGAAGCCGAUCGAGAAAUGGCUGCGAAAACAGCUGAGCGUUUCUUGAAGGUUAGUUUUUGCAGCUUGUGA